UCUCUCCCUCUCUCCCUCUCACACACCAAAGGAUUCACCUUUUCCUUCCCGUUUCUCUUCUCUCUAUCAAAAAUCGUCAUCUCGUCCGAUUCCAUUCAACUCACCGAGUCAUGAAACCAGUUCAACCACCACCACCACAACCCCUUCCCUCCACCAAUCGUCACACCAACAGCAGCAGACCGCGUCGCCGCCCUGACCUAAAAUUACCUCUCCCUCAACGUGACCCUCAGCUCGCCGUACCCCUCCCUCUUCCACCCAACUCCGGCGGCUCAAACUCCUCAUCCUCCUCCUCAGCUCGUGCUCAACUCAGUUUCUCUGAACUCGAUCGAAUCAACCGAAUCGGAAGCGGCAGCGGAGGCACCGUCUACAAAGUCGUCCACCGUCCAACGAGCCGCCUCUACGCUCUGAAAGUCAUCUACGGAAACCACGAAGACUCCGUACGGAACUCGAUCUGCCGUGAGAUCGAGAUCCUUCGCGACGUUAACCACCCUAACGUCGUUAAAUGCCACGACAUGUUCGAUCACAACGGUGAGAUCCAGGUCCUUCUAGAGUUCAUGGACGGCGGUUCGUUAGAAGGGACCCACAUAAACCACGAGGGAUAUCUAUCCGACGUGGCACGACAGAUAUUAAACGGCAUCGCAUACUUGCAUAAAAGGAAAAUUGUGCACAGAGAUAUUAAGCCCAGUAAUCUCUUAAUUAACUCUAAAAACAAUGUUAAGAUAGCUGAUUUUGGGGUUAGUAGAAUAUUAGCACAGACAAUGGAUCCUUGCAAUAGCUCAGUGGGCACAAUUGCUUACAUGAGCCCAGAAAGGAUAAAUACUGAUUUGAAUAAAGGAAUGUAUGAUGGGUAUGCAGGGGAUAUAUGGAGUUUAGGGGUUAGCAUUUUGGAGUUCUAUUUGGGGAGAUUUCCAUUUGGGGUAGGGAGACAAGGUGACUGGGCAAGCUUAAUGUGUGCAAUUUGCAUGUCACAGCCACCGGAAGCACCGGCUACUGCGUCCAGGGAGUUUAGGGAUUUUAUUGCUUGUUGUUUGCAGAGGGAGCCGGCGAGGAGGUUUACUGCCAAUCAGUUGCUGCAGCAUCCGUUUAUUGUGAGAAGAGCUGGAGAGGGUAGUGGUGGUAAUGGUACUCACAGUUUGAUGUUGCCUCCUCCACCUAGGCCAAUUCCUUAGUGGGUAGUUGUUGUAGUUUUUGAAUUGAAUUGUUGUGGGUUAUUGUUGUUGUUGUUUAUGAUAUUAAUGUGAAUUUCUUUUUUUUUCUUUUUUUUGGGGGUUUUUUGUAAGUUUUGAUAUGGUGGGUUCGGAUUUUUUACUUUAGGUGGAAAUGAGAAAAUGUCACAGCACCUUUAGUUCUGAUUAAAUUAGAUUAAGAUGCCUAUGAUGAUAUCAUGAUGAUGACAGAUAACAUUUUUUUUU
Molecule: messenger RNA, 1412 nt
Organism: Populus nigra (black poplar)
Lineage: Eukaryota; Viridiplantae; Streptophyta; Magnoliopsida; Malpighiales; Salicaceae
Product: mitogen-activated protein kinase kinase 5-like
Exons: 1
Coding region: 111-1169 (352 amino acids)
Biological process (GO): protein phosphorylation
Cellular component (GO): cytoplasm
Molecular function (GO): ATP binding; protein serine/threonine kinase activity
Source: RefSeq, a predicted model, not a curated record